Messenger RNA from Pyricularia grisea, 513 nucleotides. RefSeq lists its product as uncharacterized. The record is from RefSeq and is a predicted model, not a curated record. Bases 1 to 513 code for a protein of 170 amino acids. The transcript is spliced from 2 exons. NCBI's taxonomy places the organism in Eukaryota, Fungi, Ascomycota, Sordariomycetes, Magnaporthales, Pyriculariaceae.
AUGGAGGACAAAGAACUCUGGUUCAUGAAGACAUGCCCUGACUCCCCUCCACACGGCUUCUACGACGGGCCUGCGUGGCAACAGACGAGGAAAAACGACGACGAGCUCCUCCUCCCCCUCGACGAUGAUGACCAAGUAAAAGCGCACCUCGAAGCCCAACGGCGCCUCGUUGAUGACGACGUCCCUGAUCUUCUCGGUCGGGAUGAAGCGAUUCUUGGGGCCCCCGAACGUCGGAAGAAUAAAGCCGUCGCCCUGGGAGAUGGUCUGGACGCCGAGGCCCCGCAGGACCAGCAGCGUCUCGGACCUGUAGAUGCGCAGCUGGGAGACGUGCAGCAGCGCCAGGCAAAGCGGGGCGAGGAGGUAGGCAGGGCUGGCCGCCGACAGCGACGCAAAGACGCGGCCGGGCGGCGAGGCGAGGCUCAGCUGGAGCAGGUGCACGGCGAGCUCCAAGAAGCCUUCUGGGGACAGCAGCGGCGACGACGCUCCAGGCGGUACGUUGUCGUGAUGAUGUGA